Batrachochytrium dendrobatidis JAM81 is the source of this 897-nucleotide messenger RNA. RefSeq lists its product as uncharacterized. The transcript has a single exon. Bases 1 to 897 code for a protein of 298 amino acids. NCBI's taxonomy places the organism in Eukaryota, Fungi, Chytridiomycota, Chytridiomycetes, Rhizophydiales. The record is from RefSeq and is a predicted model, not a curated record.
AUGAAACUUGCAGUGACUGUACUAUCAUCAGUUUUGCUUGCUUGCUCGGUCACUAUCGCCAAUCCAGUCCUUCCCAGUGCAACCGCAGAUGCUGAGUCUAGCACUUUGACAGUUCUUCCCACUGCAACUACAAGCACUUAUUCUAGCCCUUCAGCUGUUUCUGAAUUGGAUGUAGACUUAUUUUAUUGUGGCACACUUUCAAGGAAAGCCAAGAGCUUGAUCAAAGCAUACGCAACAACAAAACGUGGUGUCGAGACAACAGAAGAAAGGUGCAAGUUGAUAUCAAAAUCGAUUUCUUUUCAACAAAAAUUGAUACAACAGCUCAGUGAAAAAGUUGAUCUCUUAAAGUCUGGAUAUUCGGCAGAAGAUGAUGAUUUAAGUUAUGAUGAGGCUAUUUCUGAGCUUUCAAGGGUACGUAAAGAACUUGUAGAUUUCGAAAUUCAACAGCAAGUGUGCGAUAGCGAAUGCUCUGUUUUGGAUCGGAAGUUUUAUUUGGCCGAAAAAGCACUUGCACAAAACUUUUUUCAAGGGUUUUUGAAUGUUCAUUCAGUCGGUGUAUAUAUGAAACGCAUCCUGGGUAAUCCCGUCGUUAUGAAAUGCAUCAAUCAAUUUUACAGUGGAAAACGGACUCCAUUUCCAGAACUCGAGCAUGCAUCUACUAGUGAAACUCCCAGUUCAUCACAAAGAUAUCAAAGCCAUGAAAGUUUGCCUCAAUCACCCGAGCAAGCAACAAACAAUUCUGAGCAGCGUAAAAUGGCUCUAAAAAGUUCUGAUGGACAAUCUCCAUCUGAAGAAACGUCUAUAGCUAAUCCCAAUCGAAAGUCCUCUAGAGCCCCUUCCAGUUUAACCAAAGUUUCCAAGUUUAUGAAAAAGGUCAAAUUACAGUUGAAUCAUUGA